GGCAACAUCGCAGUCGCAGUUUAAAUGUUUUUGUUUUAUUUUGUAUGUGUAUGCUAAAUUUUGAUUCCUAAUUCCUGGUUUUCUAAGCAUAAAAUCAUCCCAUUAUCAGUUAAAAUGUGAUUUAAAAGUGUUGAAUUUUUAAAUUGUGUAGGAUUACUUCUAAUCUAUUUAAAAUAGUACUAGACAUGGAUAAGUUUAUUAUUUUAUUUUUUUGUGCUGCUAUUAUAAGUUUAGUUAGUUGUGAGACCAUACCAAUAAAUUUAGCUGUUUACCAUCCCAACACACACAAAUACGAUGCUUUUAAAGAAUACUAUGAUUUGAACGAUAACUUGACUGUUAUAAGUAUUUCCAACAUUCAAAAUGAUGUUGGAUUUUUCAUAAUUCAAGUGCAUACAUAUCUGGAAAAUAUAACUUUAUCCAAUAGUCCAAACUUUACACAUGGUUCAUCAGUUACUGGAGCAAACGUAGGCUUAGUAUCCAACGAUAGUAUUGACACUUUUUACUUAAAAAGAUCACAUAAGUUAAAUCCUGUUGUACAUGUAUUGAUAGUAGUUGCUGUCUAUGAUGAUCAAGCUCCAGUACCUGGUGGAUGCAACCUUUCUUUUGAUGUUGAGGUGGCUCCAUAUCAAAUUACAUCACACACAGAUGAACUGAUAACUGUUAAGUCGCAACCACCAUCAACCAAAGGACAAAGCUGUGAUAACCAAACAGUACAAGUAGAUAUGUACCAUCUUUUUAUGUACGAAUAUGAUAAAUCACCAGAGACGUAUUUUAAAAGUAUUGAGAAGAUGUUGACUGUUAAUGAUAUUGAGAAAUAUGGAACAAUGGUGCCUAGUAUUCCCGGAAGAAGGAAGUAUAUGAGAUUAUUUAGUUCUUAUAUUGGAACUGGAGAAGUGUUUGCUAUAGUUUCUACAUUUAAAAACCACAAGUCAGCAUAUAUUCCUGCAGUUUCAUAUGGCUGUGAUGUGACAAGGUGGGAGGAAGGUUGUGUUGGACCUGUUGCUGUACACUGGAAAGUGCUAUGUGCCUUUCAACUAAUUUUUGGAAUCUUUCUGUGUUUCUUUGGACAUCGAUUUUUUAGAUUGACAUUGUAUGUUGUAAGUUUUACUUUUGGUCUAAUGGCUACGUAUUUUGUUAUAUCUGUGGAAGAAUAUCUUUCUAUGACUGAAAAAACAAUUACUGCCUUCUCGGUAGGCUUUGUAUAUGGUAUAGUAUGGUUAAUCAUAUGGCGAACGUGUGGAAUGCCGUUUUUGAUCAUCAAUAUCGCAUUUAUUCUCUCAGGAUUUUUGACAGCCUCUCUAUUAUUUUAUACUGUGCUAGCUGAUAUCACCAUCUUUAUUAAUGGAAUAAAUUUCUGGGUGGUGUUCGUGUCCAUAAUGGUAUCAUGCGUUAUAAUAUCCAUGGCAGACGCAAUGUAUGGUCACAUAACAUCUAUAAGUUUUACGAGCUCCUACGCAUGCGUCAUGGCUUUAAAUUUCUAUGUAGGUGGGAACCUUCCAUAUAUUUUGAUAAACACUUACAGAAGAGUUGCUGUUAAAGACUUCAAUUAUGCUGUUAUUUCUCCUCCCAUGCAGACAACAGAUAUUCUGCACAUCCUGCUUUGGGCUGUCUUAUUAAUUUUUGGCGUGUUUACUCAAGUUAGGCUGCAAAGAGGAAAACCACCUUUUCCUCCUAAUCGACCAUUUAGAGAGACUAGGAAUCCAACGGAAACGUCACCCCUCAUCUAUGAUGACAUAUUCGCACCAGCGUACACAUAAUGAAAGUCUAAAUACUUAAAGAUACAUCAUUUAUUUUAUACCGAUUAAAAAGUUUUAAUAAAAGUAGCUUUAUUUUUUAUGA
Molecule: messenger RNA, 1839 nt
Organism: Diabrotica virgifera virgifera (western corn rootworm)
Lineage: Eukaryota; Metazoa; Arthropoda; Insecta; Coleoptera; Chrysomelidae
Product: transmembrane 7 superfamily member 3
Exons: 7
Coding region: 186-1757 (523 amino acids)
Source: RefSeq, a predicted model, not a curated record